AGCACCACAUUUUGCGUGUAUACCAUAACUUUUUGAAUUAUUCUCAGUAAAUGCAUGUCUUUUUUGAUGCUGCGUCUAGCAACCUGCAGAGACGUUCAUUGACUUGAUCUUGCUUGAGUGAGGAUUAUUUUAUUGGUGAUUACAUCGAAGCCCAAAUAAAAACAACUUGGGCAACUCAACCCAAAAUUUUGGAGUAGCUACUCCCUAGGGAAUCAUCUUUCUUCAAAAAGACUGCAAAUCGCCUCCAAAUUAUGUAUUUGGGAGGUGUAACUAAGUUAUGGGCCCUGUUUGGAUAAUUUUGCAGAAAAUUUUUAUAUAGAUACAUCAAUAAGAAAUAAUCACAAUGGGUAAGAAAAAAGGCUACAAGAGAGGCAGCAGCAGUAGUAGUAGCAGUUCCAGCAGUAGUUCUGGCGGUGGACACAAUCCUCAUCGAAUAGAAAAACGUCGUAUGAAGUUAAGAAAAAAAAUGAUGAAAAAAAAUCACUGCGUCUGUGGAUAUUGUCCUGCUGGUGUUAUGGCCUGUGAUCAAAACUUCGUAAUGAAAUAUCAGCAUGGGAAAGGUCAUGGAUAUAAUAAUAUGCAUGGAUGGGGUACAGGGGUUAGACCAGGCGACUACAACCAUUCAAUGAAACAUCAAUACCCAAAUCAGCCUGGAAUGUUUCCCCAACAGCAACCUGGAGUCUAUCCUGCUCCUGGAAUGUCAUCUCAACAACCUGGAGCAUAUCCUCAGCCUGGAAUGUUUCCCCAACAGCAACCUGGAGUCUAUCCUGCUCCUGGAAUGUCAUCUCAACAACCUGGAGCAUAUCCUCAGCCUGGUAUGUUUCCCCAACAACCUCCAGCCUAUUCUCAACCUGGAACCUUAUCCUCCAUAAUUAUUUAUAUGGUUGCAACAUAUGCCGAGGACAAACCGCUUUCAAACCUGGCUGUGUAUUCUUUGGGCGUUGUUAUCCAACUUUCACCUUUGAUGAGAACAUGUUUUGACUUAUGUAGCUUUCUAUUUUGA
This is a messenger RNA of Trichobilharzia szidati, 1003 nucleotides long. Lineage: Eukaryota; Metazoa; Platyhelminthes; Trematoda; Strigeidida; Schistosomatidae. The record is from the annotation of a GenBank genome assembly.